Molecule: messenger RNA, 198 nt
Organism: Desarmillaria tabescens
Lineage: Eukaryota; Fungi; Basidiomycota; Agaricomycetes; Agaricales; Physalacriaceae
Exons: 2
Coding region: 1-198 (65 amino acids)
Source: RefSeq, a predicted model, not a curated record
AUGAAGGCUCGCUCGUCUACCGCUCCCAAGCUUCUCCACGUUCAGAGCGAGCUUUCCCCUAUUUCAUUUGAUAUCGAUGAGCUCAUUCUGCUUUGUGCUCUCAUCGGUGCUGAAAAAGGUCCAAUUCUGAACAAGCUUUCCAUCAUGACAGACGCAUUCAAAAUCGUUUUCAUUACUCCCAUGAAAGCACUAGUCUAA